Molecule: messenger RNA, 1534 nt
Organism: Spodoptera exigua (beet armyworm)
Lineage: Eukaryota; Metazoa; Arthropoda; Insecta; Lepidoptera; Noctuidae
Source: the annotation of a GenBank genome assembly
CUAUCAUCAGCUGACGUGUGACAGUGACAAUAAUAAUUAUUAUGACGACGGCGACGAAUCAAAACUUGUUAUAGUGAUUGAUAAAGUAAAAACAAAAUCAAAUUGGAAAGAAUUAUUUAAAGAUAAACCUCGGUAGAUUCCGUAUUUUAUGAUCUGACUUUUUCCACUUCUUAUCUAAGAAAUAUGGAUAAACUAUACAAUACUUUCAAUCCAAAAAUCAUGAGUAAAACAAGGACGGCGGGUGAUGGAAUGGAAUCUGACGAAAACACUUCGGAAAGAGUUCAGGAUGUUGGUACUUACGUUACUAGAACCCCAGAAAGGAAGGGCAGCGCUUUACCUACUCGUUUAGUACAAGUUUACGCUACAAAAGUAAUAAAAUCAGAUAAAAAGAAGUCCAUAAACAUGAAAACACCCAAGUUUGUGCCAUACGAGCCUUACCCAGCGGCUGUGAAGCCGAUGACACCUCAAAUAGCAUCAAAAGAAAUGAAAAAAUCUAGAAAUAAUAUGGACAUUAACACUUUGAUUACUCAAAUGUCUCAAAUGAAUACAAAUUUGAAUGAAUUUAAACCUCGUCCUAAGUUGAACUCUACAGGUGACAAGACUGGUCGAGAUGUUGAUGCACCUAGUCCAGAAAAAAUUGAAAUGCAAAAAAAGAUUGAUAGCUUGACACGUGAAAAUGAAUCACUAAAAGAGCAAUUGAAACAACAAGUCCAGGUCAAUAAAGAGUUGAAAACAAUGCUGGUGGCGUCUAUGGGUGAGGACCUUGAGACACAAGUACAGUCACUGAAUGAAGAUAAAAAACAUUUAGCUAAUGCUUUACUCAGUUCUGCACAACAUUUGUCUACUCAUCAGGAACAAACAGAAUGGCUGGCUGGCCAGUGUGAAGUGUGGAGAAGUAAAUUCUUGGCUAGCAGUUUGAUGGUUGAAGAACUAGCACAAUGUAAGAAAUUAUUGAAUGAAAAGACUGAUAAUUUGCAACAAGCUAUAAAAAAUUUGCUUGACGAAAGAUAUAGGGCAAGGGAUAUGAUGCUAUGUACUUAUAAAAACUUGUACAGUCUACAUGAGAAGUGGCUUGAAAACAUCGCCAUAACUGAAUACACAGGAAACUCUAAAAUGUACAAUCGACCCAUUGGCAACCUAAACUUCAAUGCGACGAUACCACAUUCAACAAAUAUCUUAGACAUGACUUCAGUGAAUUUGAAGCUGGCUGAAAAUAUAAGCAGUUCGGUUGAAAAACAAGAUAUCAGUCAUUUGAAUAGUUUGCCCACAGCCACAGAAGGAGAGAAGUUUGCGGAAUCUGUUAUGGCAACACCUUUGGAUGUGAAAAAGGUGAGUGAGGCACCAGUGAAUGCUCUGGUACACCACGCGUACAGCAGCAGCGGUAACACGGUACGACCUAUCGCCUCCUGUGUACACUGUCAUGGGAAAGUCCAGCUUUUAUAGAUUAGCCAGUAUUAGGGACGAUGAAUAUGAUGAUGUCACUAUUAAAUUUUUAUGCAGUGGAAAUAUUUGAUACAUAUUUGAUUUUUAUUGG